AUGGAGAAGUCGGAACAGGUUUGGUGGCCUGAGGCAGUCCCGCAGGUCACGUUUGCAUAUCAGAUCUCUCUUCCCCUCCAUUUUUCUACUUCUACACUUCGAGUCUCUCUUUUUCUUCUGUUUCGCAUCAUGGAGUGGGAUCCUAGUGUGUUCUUCACUGCUUCUGGGAGUUCUUCUCCCUAUGCCCUGUUGAUUCUUCAUCAGCCAAUCAAUCAGAAAGCAUACGAUGCCCUGAGCAGACAUGCAUCUUAUAUUAUGUGCGCUGAUGGAGGUGCCAAUCGACUUUAUGAUAUGACGGAGGCCCUGGGAACAGAAUCUAAGAGCUUAACUCAUUCUCGUCAGCUCCCGGAUGCCAUCAUGGGCGACUUGGAUUCUCUCCGUCCAUCAGUGAGAGAACAUUAUCACAAACUUGGCGUGACUAUCAUCGAAGAUUCAGAUCAGUAUUCGACAGACUUCACCAAGUGUUUGAAAUAUCUCAAUGCGCAUGCCGCAGAGAUAAUCUCUUCACCUCGACAAGGGGGCAGUCUAGCAAAAUUAGACAGCACAAAGGCUCCUAAGAGUGACCAAACCCCAAGCCCUCCAUCAGAGAAAUCACUUUUACAAAUUGUGAUUCUAGGAGGUCUCGGCGGCCGCGUGGAUCAAGCAUUCUCCCAAGUCCACCAUCUGUACAUGAUGACGCAAACCCAGCGCGAAAUUCGCAGGACUCAAAACAGCUCCCCCAGUCUCGACAAUAGGCCAGCCGCAGGUGGAAGGCUGUAUCUGGUAUCUGAGGAGAGCAUCACUUUCAUUCUGGACGAAGGCAAAAACACAAUUCACACACCGCGCACCAAUCGAGCAGACCUCAUGAGACAGUCAGUACCCGAGACAGACGGCUCACCGUCAAGCAAGAAACGCAAAUUGGACGAAUCAGAAUCCGAGUACCUGUUUGAAGAAAAUAUUGGGAUUAUUCCCAUAACGGCACCUGCCGUGAUAUCGACGCGUGGGUUUGAAUGGGAUGUUGAGGAUUGGCAUACUGAGAUUGGGGGACAGGUUUCCACCAGUAACCAUAUUCGUGCUGACAAGGUAGAGGUUGAGACAUCAACCCCGGUUCUGUUCACCUUGGAACUCGCUGAGAGGCUGAAGAGACGAUCCUGA
Molecule: messenger RNA, 1134 nt
Organism: Penicillium salamii
Lineage: Eukaryota; Fungi; Ascomycota; Eurotiomycetes; Eurotiales; Aspergillaceae
Source: the annotation of a GenBank genome assembly